This is a messenger RNA of Daldinia childiae, 2262 nucleotides long. Its product is annotated as Protein GCN20. NCBI's taxonomy places the organism in Eukaryota, Fungi, Ascomycota, Sordariomycetes, Xylariales, Hypoxylaceae. The record is from RefSeq and is a predicted model, not a curated record. The transcript is spliced from 3 exons. Gene Ontology annotation, molecular function: ATP binding; ATP hydrolysis activity. Bases 1 to 2262 code for a protein of 753 amino acids.
AUGGAGGCCGAUAUCAGAGCCGCCAUCCCGGAUAUCGAUCCCGUUGUCUCCGAAUAUUCGGUAGGCUAUCUUAGACAUGCAUCCACCGCGUGGGUAGGAGACGAGGAAUCCUCUGGUCUGUCUCCGCUAGCCGAGGCCGCUGCUGCUAUCACUGAGCUCCUUUUGUCCGCUUCCGGUGAUUCGGCUGGGUCCAACCAGGACAAGAUUCGAUCCAUAGUCUCUAAGUGGGUUGAAAAGUAUGAGGAAGUCAACAGUAGCAAUGGUGAGAGACGGGGACCGUCCGCCGUGAGGCGACUAGACCAGGCCAUCCAGGUUGGUGCUCAACGAAACAUGUCCUCGACUCUAGCUGUGGCUACCGGGAGUGUUGACCUUGAAUCUGCCAACGCUCGUAAGGUGGAGUCUAAGGUUGACCGAAAGAAGCUUGAGAAAGCAGAGCGUAAGAUCGCCGCCAAGCAGAGCAAGAAGCAGUUCAAGACGGUUGAGUAUGAAGCAUCUAAACUCAUCAACCAAGCAGAGGAUGCUCAGAGCUAUGAGGAGUUCUACAUGGCUGUCAACCCCUUACAGCUUGGUUCCGGCAGCGGUGCCGGCAAGACAAAGGAUAUCAAAAUUGAAAAUAUUGAUGUCGGUAUUGGUGGUACCCGUAUCUUAGCGGAUACGGACUUAACACUGGCAUACGGGCACCGUUACGGUUUGGUUGGUCACAACGGUGUUGGUAAAUCCACGCUGCUCAGGGCGCUCUCAAGACGAGAGUUACCAGUGCCUACACAUAUUUCUAUUCUCCACGUCGAACAAGAGAUCACCGGUGAUGACACAUCCGCCUUACAGGCUGUCUUGGACGCCGACGUUUGGCGAAAGGUGUUACUCAAAGAGCAAACAGAGAUAACAGCUCGUCUUGCCGAAAUCGAGUCACAGCGAUCGUCUAUGGCAGAUACUGCCGUAGAUGCUGCGAAGUUGGACAAUGACAGAGAAGCGCUUGACCAGAAAUUGGGAGAAAUCCAGGCCAAGUUAGCUGAGAUGGAGUCAGACAAGGCAGAGUCCAGAGCUGCUAGUAUCCUAGCUGGUCUGGGUUUCUCUGCUGAACGACAGCAGUUCGCAACCAAGACGUUCUCCGGUGGUUGGCGUAUGCGUCUGGCCCUUGCCAGAGCCCUUUUCUGCGAGCCCGAUCUACUACUUCUCGACGAACCGUCCAACAUGUUGGACGUCCCCUCGAUUGCUUUCCUUUCCAACUAUCUACUCACAUACCCGAGCACUGUCUUGGUAGUCAGUCACGACAGGGCUUUCCUAAACGAAGUCGCGACAGAUAUUAUACACCAGCACUCGAUGAGGCUCGAUUACUACAGGGGAGCCAACUUCGAAUCCUUCUACGCUACCCGAGAGGAGCGCAAGAAGACUGCAAAGCGAGAGUACGAAAACAACGUGGCGCAGCGCGCCCAUCUGCAGGCCUUCAUCGACAAGUUCCGAUACAACGCUGGCAAGGCUGCCGAAGCACAGUCGCGUAUCAAGAAGCUGGAGCGUAUGCCUAUUCUCGAACCGCCAGAGACAGAAUACAGCGUCAAGUUCCGGUUCCCAGAGGUGGAGAAGCUUUCGCCUCCAAUCGUGCAAAUGUCAGGGGUCACGUUUGGGUACAGCGAAGACAAGAUCCUACUACGAAACGUGGACUUGGACGUGCAACUGGACUCACGUAUCGGUAUUGUUGGGCCUAACGGUGCGGGUAAAACUACCAUCCUAAAGUUGCUUAUUGGCAAGUUAUCAGCAACCAAGGGUCUCAUUCAACAGAACUCGCGUCUGCGCAUCGGUUUCUUCGCGCAGCACCACGUCGACGCGCUCGAUCUCACCGUAAGCGCCGUCAGCUUCAUGUCCAAAGAAUACCCUGGUCGCACGGACGAGGAGUACCGCCGGACACUCGGCGCGUUCGGUAUUACGGGCACAACCGGCCUGCAGAAGAUGGAAGUCCUCUCCGGAGGUCAGAAGUCCAGGGUUGCGUUCGCAUGCUUGGCCCUCACGCAACCGCACAUAUUGGUUCUUGACGAACCGUCCAAUCAUUUGGAUAUCGAAGCUAUGGAUGCCUUGUCCGAGGCGCUGCGGGAGUUCCAAGGAGGUGUGCUCAUGGUUUCUCACGACGUGACGAUGUUGCAGACGGUGUGUACGAGCUUGUGGGUUUGCGAGAAUGGGACGGUUUGGAAGUUCCCCGGUGAUGUCCAGGCGUAUAAGAAGAGGAUUGCGGCGCAGGCGGAUGCGGCUGGUGUGGUUAAGGCGCAUUAG